Messenger RNA from Monascus purpureus, 1359 nucleotides. The record is from the annotation of a GenBank genome assembly. NCBI's taxonomy places the organism in Eukaryota, Fungi, Ascomycota, Eurotiomycetes, Eurotiales, Aspergillaceae.
AUGUCAGAGAAUCAGGAGCUCCUCGCCAAAAUUGGCCAGCUUGCAGGUCAAAUUAACAAACAUAAAAACCAGACGCAGAAUCUUUACAAUAAUGAUCCCUCAGCAGGCCAAUAUGUGUCACGACACACCUCCCCUAGACCACACCCUGGCUGGACACCGUAUCGCGGACGACCAUAUCCACGACGACCGGUAGCGCCUCAUCGAAACCGCACACUUGUUCUCAACAACGCCGUGGCAGCAGGAUCUACUCCAAGUUCUGCGUCAUCUGCUGGCACUGCGACUGAUAAUGAGGGCGAGGUGCGAUCUUCGACGCCAGGCAGCGGAUGGGUUGCGAAGCGCGACCGCCAUAUGCAGCUGAUCAAUUCGGCAAUCUAUGACAAGGAAGCUCAGGCAAGGACGAAGGCUCUUGAGGAGUCCCGGAAGCUUAAGGCGCAGAAACGAACACAGAUAGAGGAAGCUAAGGUCCUUAGAUACGCCCAAGGUGCUGGGAGGAAGUUUCCCAUAUCCGUGACUCCCCAGACCGCUGCUACCAGCCAACCCUCGGCAGGCUAUCAGAUCUUUGUCGAUGGCAUUCCGUUCAGGAUUUCUCGGGGUGGAAGCAAGUUGAUUAGAUUGUCUAAUGAUCCUAAGACUGCGAAUAACACGCCGAAAAAGGCAACAAUCGCGGGGUUGCCUUUUGUCCGAAGCAAGAAUGGAAAUCUCCAUCGUCUGGGUGCAGUAACUUCGAAGAGGAAACCGAUAAUGGUCAAGAAGAAAAACGAGCUUUGUAAAAGAUUUACUACAACGGGUGCCUGCUACAAGGGGCCCAACUGUCUCUAUAUUCACGAUCCGAACAAAGUAGCCAUUUGCAAGGAGUUUCUCCAGACUGGUAAAUGCAAUGCAGGUCUAAGUUGCGAUCUUUCCCAUGAACCGUCACCCCACAGGUCCCCGGCUUGCAUGCAUUUUCUUAGAGGACGAUGCUCCAACCCAGAAUGUCGAUAUGCACAUGUCCGCGUGACUCCUGGUGCUCCCGUGUGCCGGGACUUUGCAACUCUAGGCUACUGUGAAAAGGGGGCAACAUGCGAAGAGCGACACGUUCACGAGUGUCCUAACUAUGCCAACAUGGGGAUUUGCAAUAAGAAACGCUGUCUCCUACCUCACGUUGACCGGGCUGGUCAGAUCCGCAAGAUGGCUGCUAACAAGAUAGGCCCUUCCGCCUCCGAGGACGAGGCAGAUCUAUCCAGUGAGGAAGAGGAAUAUGAUGAGAUUGAUUCGGAAGAUGUCGACUCGGACGAGUCUGACGAUGAUCAGACCGAGAUCAUCCUUGGGGGCCUUGACAGUGGUGAACUUGCGCAGCAGCAGGAUUUCGUCCGCUUCUAG